CCGGAAGUCAUUGCGUUGUGUGUUUGUACGCACACGUGUGUGUGUAUCGUAAGUUUACUCCUGAAUUAUGUGAACAUAAUUAUAAACAGUUGCAGCGUUGCCGUUGUUGAUUGUGCACAUAAUGGGGGAGGUAUUCCAGAUGGCAGAAAAUGUGUGCUGCAUUGUCAACAUCAGAUCCCAUCGUGAUACCGCAGACCAUGACAGCCGGCCUCCCAGUCCUCGAGACUCGGUAGCCCAUCCCUGCGAUUCUGAACUGGAGCAAAGCAGUUGUAGUGGAAUCCUUCUGGAUUCCAGACAAGGCUUGGUACUCUGUCCCAUCAGUGCAUUUAUCCCCUUUUUGACAGAUCUGGAUUCUGAAAAUGCCCAAAAUAAAGGAUACAUGCAAGCCAGAGAUCUCUGCGAACUGGAGAUUUCAGUUACUCUUGGCAAGAGUGGUGCCAACAAAAAAGGAAGACUUCUCCAGACACGCGUGACGGGACAUAGAGCUGUGUCUCCGAAGCUGUCCAAUUUGAAGCCAACUUAUAAACAGCUACACACUGCGAACAUUGUGACAAUGUUUCCGUGCAAGGAGUUCAUGGAAAUAAUGUCACACUUGCUGCCUCAGAGUGAAAAGUGGAAGUUUAUUGAUAACAUUGAUCAUUUAGGUAGCACGCCAGAGACAGAGUGGCAAGUUAGUAAAAAGCAGAUGCAGGCUGCAGGCUUGCUGGGUUGGUUUGCUCUGCUUUCGCUGGAUGGCUGGAGUAUCCAUGGCUUUGAUUCCCAACUGUCUUAUAUCCUAGCAAGGGACCUUUACAAGGGUAAGCGGUUCUCACCGUGUGGCUCACCGUUUGGCAGCUUCUUCCCCGAUGUCUUUUUAAACUCGUUGAGCAAGGGCAUCGUCAGCGGUCUGGCUGGCAGUAAUAACGAGCUGAUGACGACUGAUGCCCGCUGCAUGGUUGGUACCGAGGGCGGAGCAGUGUUCGUGGAGGCGCCCCCCUCCUCCGAUGCUCCCGGUGGGCGCCAGCUGCUGGCCGGAGUCAUCGUGGUGCCGCUUUUCUGGAAGUCAGGCGAGUUUGUAGGCCUCACCCUGGUCUGCUCCUUCUCGUCCAUCUUGAACAGUUUCCGGCAAACGCUCGAGAGAAUUUCUGGGGAUUUCAGUCGCUCAAUCGGGGAUUUACGAUCGGUCAGGAUGCAACCUUGCAUGGGGAUUCUGGACUCCUGUCCGACCGGGACGCUUGGCGGACUGAGCAACGUGGUGCUGAUUGAACAGAAUGCGACUUGGGGCUCCGGGGUGAUGGUGGAUCCGGCUCAUGGAUUGGUGGUCACCUGCCGACAUGUGGUGCAAGGGGCGCCCAAUGGGAAAGUGAAGGUCAUGAUCAGGGCGGACACUUGUGAAGAGAGCUUCACUUGGCUGGAUGGAACAGUUUUGUUCGCCACCAGCCUGGACUCACCCUACGACCUCUCUGUUGUCGAGCUCUCGCAAUCCUGCCUCCACAUUCCGCACGUGGAGAUAUCACAGCACUACACAGCUGGGGAGGACGUGCUCGUGGCGGGCUUUGCGCUGUUUGGGAAGCGCGCCGGUCCCACGCUCACCUCGGGGGUGAUGUCGUCCGUGGUGACGCUGCUGGACGGGCGUCUGCGGGCAACGGAGUUGGCGCCGCUUCGUCUCCCGGGCGGUGCAGCGGAGUGCAGGGCGGGCGCCCCGGCUGGCGGAGUUGUCAUGCUGCACACGAGCUGCGCCGUGCACGCGGGCGCCAGCGGGGGAGCCGUGAUGCGCAGCGGCAGUGGCGAGCUGCUGGGGAUCGUUUCCAGCAACGCUCGUGACAACGUGACCGGGGCCAGCCACCCGCACAUCAAUUUCAGUGUACCCGCCGCGCUGCUGCAGCCAUGCUUGGAGGCUUACCGUCGCACCCAAGACCCAACUGCCUUCUCUUUGCUCAACAACACCAGCCUCGAUCUCAAAGCCGUAUGGGGCCUGAAAAACAUCAGGAGACUCGCCAAGUUACCCACGAGCAAACUCUAGCUAGCUAGCUAGCGUGUGAUUGCUAAAGGGACCUCUAUUCUUGAUUUAUCCUGCUUUUCCAGGUGGGUUACUGAUUGUCAAAUUUAGACGCCCUCUGUUAAUAAGUACGCUGGAAGGCUGGGCAAUGCAAUCCAUUGCAGUAAUACAAUUCGCAGAGGACUUGGAAAUGUAAUCCACAGUGACUUAUCAAUCACAGCUUUUAUAACUGAAUCACGUAAUGCAUUUUGCAAGGUGACUGACUACAAAUGAAUGUUUAUGGGUUUCUAUGCAGCAAUGGAAGAGCUCUUUAUAGUAUUUUAUUAAUAUAUUACCAAUUGUAUAGCAAUUGUUAUCUGAGUCAUGUCGCGUGACAAAGGUCCUUCGAAGGACGAAGGUUCUUCAGAAGACAGAUUCUUUCCGUAAUUCUCUCAGCAGAGUCGUGCAUUGUGUCAGGGAAAUGCUUAUCGACGAUGACACAUCGGAACUGAUUAGCCGGGUCGUGGUGGCGUGUGCCUGUAAUCCAGCAUUGCGGAGGAGUGGGUUGGCAGAUCAAACGAAUGUUCUGAAACUCCAUGCCUGUGGGCUUCGAGGUGCCAUACCCUUGGCCUUGCCAGGAGAACGCGUGCACAGCAAAUGUGGACUCCACCUGUUCCAUCUGCAUGGGAUUGUGCUGCUAUUUAACGCACGUGAGUUUUCUGUGGGUGUACUCCGGUUUCCUCGCACAUGUAAACAAUCGUGUGAUUGGCCAAUUCUAAUGUAAUAUACUUUAGAGCUUGUAUCAAAUUACGUGAAAAGCAAGUGUCGAAUAUUAACACUCGUGACCAGACUUGAGACUGUGAACUCAAUAGACUUGAGAACCAGGUUUAAAUCGAGUGUAAAAUUUAACCCACCUCGUUGGUGACAGAUCAUUAGUCUGACAUGAGCAUUAACCCGUGUGCCACAUCCAGUUGCUAUUUCUAUCUUACAACAUUUUCAAGAUGUAAUUUUCUCUGAAAUGUAAAGAUACCACCCUUUCAAAGGGAUUAUUGUAAAAAAAAUCCAAUCAAAAAUAUUUAAAAUGUUUUUUUAAACAAAAUUCAUAUGCAUAAGCCCACACCCCAUGAAUUUGAAAAAUAAAUAAUUUAUGGCUGAAUAACAUACGAGUUAUUUUUGUGGAGUGGAAGUGUUCUGUGACAAAGUGCGUGCCCAAAUUAGCGAUCGUUCGCCCAUUUAUAGUCCAUAAAAUGAAAACAACUUUUUUGGAAUAACACAGUAAAUGUCCUACUUUCAGACUGGCUCCUAUCAUGGGAAUGUGG
Lethenteron reissneri (Far Eastern brook lamprey) is the source of this 3276-nucleotide messenger RNA. RefSeq names its product trypsin like peroxisomal matrix peptidase 1 (gene TYSND1). Gene Ontology annotation, biological process: protein processing; regulation of fatty acid beta-oxidation. NCBI's taxonomy places the organism in Eukaryota, Metazoa, Chordata, Hyperoartia, Petromyzontiformes, Petromyzontidae. Gene Ontology annotation, molecular function: serine-type endopeptidase activity. Gene Ontology annotation, cellular component: peroxisome. The record is from RefSeq and is a predicted model, not a curated record.